This is a messenger RNA of Macaca mulatta (Rhesus monkey), 6712 nucleotides long. RefSeq names its product centrosomal protein 170B (gene CEP170B). The record is from RefSeq and is a predicted model, not a curated record. Lineage: Eukaryota; Metazoa; Chordata; Mammalia; Primates; Cercopithecidae. Gene Ontology annotation, molecular function: protein binding.
AGACGUCAGGGACCCGCGCGCGAGGCCGCUGGCGGCCGCUCUGCCGUGGGCUCGGCCAGGGCUGCCGCGAGCGUGCGGGCCUCGCCGGGCAUGUCCUAGGCGGCGGCCCCGCCCAGCGCUCGGCCGGGCGGGCCGGGACCGAGCCGGGCCGAGCCGGGGACCGAGCCGGGGACCAAGCCGGGGACUAAGCCGGGGACUGAGGCGAGCCGGAGACCGAGCCCGAACCUCAGGGCCAGACGGGCCCAGCCAGCACCAAGAUGAGUGCCACGUCCUGGUUCCUGGUGAGCAGCAGCGGCGCCCGCCACCGGCUCCCUCGCGAGCUCAUCUUCGUGGGGCGUGAGGAAUGUGAGCUCAUGCUACAGUCCCGCAGUGUGGACAAGCAGCAUGCCGUCAUCAACUACGACCAGGACAGGGACGAGCACUGGGUGAAGGACCUGGGAAGCCUCAAUGGGACAUUUGUGAAUGACAUGCGCAUCCCGGACCAGAAGUACGUCACGCUGAAGCUCAAUGACGUCAUCCGCUUCGGCUACGAUUCCAACAUGUAUGUGCUGGAGCGUGUGCAGCACCGAGUCCCGGAGGAGGCGCUCAAGCACGAGAAGUACACCAGCCAGCUGCAGGUGAGUGUGAAGGGCUUGGCACCCAAGAGGAGCGAGGCGCUGCCGGAACACACACCGUACUGCGAGGCCUCGAACCCCAGGCCAGAGAAGGGGGACCGGAGACCAGGAACAGAGGCAGCCUCUUACCGCACGCCCCUGUACGGGCAGCCCUCCUGGUGGGGUGAGGACGAUGGUAGCACGCUGCCUGACGCCCAGCGCCAGGGAGAGCCCUACCCAGAGCGUCCCAAGGGGCCGGUGCAGCAGGACGGGGAGCUCCACAGCUUCCGUGCCCCCGCUGAGCCUCAGGGCUGCUCGUUCCGGCGGGAGCCCAGCUACUUCGAGAUUCCCACGAAGGAGACCCCACAGCCGUCGCAGCCCCCCGACGUGUCGGCGCACGAGAUGCCCACGAAGGAUGCAGAGGCAGGUGGGGUCGGAGCGGCCCCUGUGGUGCAGAGCCACGCGUCCUUCACCAUCGAGUUUGAUGACUGCAGCCCCGGCAAGAUGAAGAUCAAGGACCAUAUCACCAAGUUUUCCCUGCGCCAGCGGCGGCCCCCGGGCAAGGAGGCCACACCUGGCGAGAUGGUGUCAGCUGAGACCAAGGUGGCCGACUGGCUGGUGCAGAAUGACCCGAGCCUGCUGCACCGGGUUGGCCCUGGGGACGACCGCCACAGCACCAAGAGCGACCUGCCUGUCCACACCCGCACUCUGAAGGGCCACAAGCACGAGGAUGGCACACAGAGUGACUCAGAGGACCCCCUGGCCAAGGCGGCCUCAGCCACCGGGGUGCCCUUGGAGGCCAGUGGGGAGCAGGUGCGGCUGCAGAGGCAGAUCAAGCGGGACCCCCAGGAGCUACUACAUAACCAGCAGGCCUUUGUCAUCGAGUUCUUCGACGAGGACACGCCCCGAAAGAAGCGGUCCCAAUCCUUCACGCACACCCCGUCUGGGGACCCCAAGGCCGACAAGCGCCGUGGCCCGACACCGGCCGAUAGGGACCGCCCCAGUGUCCCAGCCCCAGUCCAGGCGGGGGGCCGCAGCUCGGGGCCACAGAGGGCCGGCUCGCUGAAGCGGGAGAAGACAGAGGAACGGCUGGGCAGCCCCUCGCCUGCCUCCCGAACCCCUGCCCGCCCCUUCGGAAGCGUGGGGCGCCGUUCCCGCCUGGCCCAGGACUUCAUGGCCCAGUGUCUGCGGGAGAGCUCCCCGGCCGCCAGGCCCAGCCCCGAGAAGGUUCCUCCCGUGCUGCCCGCUCCCCUGACACCCCGUGGGACCAGCCCUGUGGGCCCCCCGACCCCACCGCCCGCCCCUACCGACCCCCAACUGACCAAGGCACGGAAACAGGAGGAGGACGACAGCCUCAGUGACGCAGGGACAUACACCAUCGAGACCGAGGCACAGGACACGGAAGUGGAGGAGGCCCGAAAGAUGAUCGACCAGGUCUUUGGGGUGUUGGAGUCCCCUGAACUCUCCAGGGCAUCUUCGGCCACCUUUCGCCCAGUCAUCAGAGGGGACAGAGAUGAGUCUGGUGAUGGGGGUGUGGCCCAGCGGAUGGCGCUCCUGCAGGAGUUUGCCUCCCGGCCACUGGGUGCGGCUCCCCAGGCGGAGCACCAGGGCCUCCCGGUGCCGGGCUCCCCUGGGGGUCAGAAGUGGGUGUCCCGCUGGGCCAGCCUGGCUGACAGCUACUCAGACCCGGGCCUCACAGAGGAUGGCCUGGAACGUAGAGGCGGGGAGCCGGAGGGGUCCCUGCCUGUGCGCACGCGGCGACGGCUCCCUCAGCUGCCCAGUGAGAGGGCCGACAGCCCUGCGGGCCCGGAGAGCAGCAGGAGGAGUGGGCCUGGGCCACCGGAGCUGGGCAGUGAGCAGCCCGGCCGCCUCUUUGGCCAGGAGGAGUUGGACCCUGACAGCCUCAGCGAUGCCAGUGGUUCGGACGGGGGCCGAGGCCCUGAGCCAGGGGUGGAGCCACGGGACAGCAGACGCAGGAGCCCCCAGGAGGGGCCCACAUGGAGCAGGGGUCGGUGCUCACCAAGGGCCCCCGGGGAGUCAACUCCCACCUCUUUCUUCAUUGGGGACCAGGAUGGGGAUGCUGUGUUACCUAGGAAACCACUUACGGCUCCAGGGGAUGGGGAGGGCUUAGGGCAGGCAGCCCAGCCCAGCCCCCCAGCACGGGAUGGCAUCUAUGUCAGUGCCAAUGGGAGAAUGGUCAUCCAGCUACGGCCUGGACGGUCCCCAGAACCCGAUGGCCCUGCCCCACCCUUCCUCCGGCAAGAGAGCUUCACUAAGGAGCCAGCCAGUGGUCCCCCAGCGCCCGGCAAGCCCCCCAACAUCUCCAGCCACCCACUUCUACAGGACCUGGCUGCUACCAGGGCCGCACGCAUGGACUUCCACUCCCAGGACACCCACCUGAUCUUGAAGGAGACAGAGACGGCCCUGGCGGCCCUGGAGGCCCGACUCCUCUCCAAUUCUGUGGACGCCGAGUGUGAGGGGGGCAGUACUCCAAGGCCGCCGGAGGACGCCAUGUCUGGGGACUCGGACGUGGACACUGCCAGCACAGUCAGCCUGCGCAGUGGCAAGAGCGGACCCAGCCCCACAACCCCGCAGCCCCUGCGGGCACAGAAGGAGAUGUCGCCAUCCCCGCCAGCUGCACAGGACCCAGGAGGCACCGCCCUGAGCAGUGCCCGUGAGCAGCCCUCAGAGAGACAGCGUCACCCACUUGGCCCGAUGGACAUGGGCCGUGGAGAGCCAGUACGGCGCUCAGCCAUAAGGCGUGGCCACAGGCCCCGGGGGUCCCUGGACUGGCCCAGUGAGGAGCGUAGCCCUGUCCUCGCCCACCCACCCAGCUCAGAGGUGAUGGCCUCCAACCAUGAAACCCCUGAGGCCACCGGGGCAGGACGGCUCGGGUCUCGCCGGAAACCAGCAGCCCCACCGCCAUCCCCCGCUUCCCGGGAGGAGCAGAGCCGCAGCUCAGCCAGCUCCCAGAAGGGGCCGCAGGCCUUGACCCGCUCCAACAGCCUGUCCACCCCUCGCCCCACACGGGCCUCCCGGCUGAGGCGGGCCCGGCUGGGGGACGCUUCAGACACUGAGGCCGCAGAUGGUGAGCGGGGAUCCCUGGGCAACCCUGAGCCUGUGGGCCGGCCAGCUGCUGAGCAGGCCAAGAAGCUGUCGCGCUUGGACAUCCUGGCCAUGCCCCGGAAGCGGGCCGGCUCCUUCACAGGGACUAGUGACCCCGAGGCAGCCCCUGCCCGCACCAGCUUCUCUGGCCGCAGUGUGGAGUUGUGCUGUGCCAGCCGCAAGCCCACCAUGGCCGAAGCACGGGCUGUUGCCAGGAAGGCUGCCACCACAGCCACCAGCAUGGGUCCCCGCCAGCCCUUCAGCAGAGCCCGCUCGGGCAGCGCUCGAUACACCUCCACCACUCAGACCCCGAGGGCUGGAAGCUCCAGUCGGGCUCGUUCCCGGGUCCCUGGUCCCCGGGACACGGACGAUGAUGAGGAGGAACCUGACCCUUAUGGUUUCAUCGUGCAGACGGCAGAGAUUGCGGAGAUCGCCAGGCUGAGCCAGACGCUGGUGAAGGACGUGGCCAUCCUAGCCCGGGAGAUCCAUGAUGUGGCUGGGGACGGUGACACACUGGGCUCCUCGGGGCCUGCCCACAGCGCCUCCCUCAGCACCAUGCCCAGCACCCCCGCCUCGACCAUCUCUGCCCGGGAGGAGCUGGUGCAGCGCAUCCCUGAGGCCAGCCUCAACUUCCAGAAGGUGCCUCCUGGCUCACUGAACUCUCGGGACUUUGACCAGAACAUGAAUGACAGCUGUGAGGACGCCCUGGCCAACAAGACACGGCCUCGGAACCGAGAGGAGGUGAUCUUUGAUAACCUGAUGCUGAACCCGGUGUCCCAGCUGUCGCAGGCCAUCCGUGAGAACACGGAGCACCUUGCCGAGAAGAUGAAGAUCCUCUUUCAGAACACAGGGAGAGCCUGGGAGGACCUGGAAGCCAGGAUCAACGCUGAGAACGAGGUGCCCAUCCUGAAGACAUCUAACAAGGAAAUCAGCUCCAUCCUGAAGGAACUGAGGCGGGUGCAGAAGCAGCUGGAAGUUAUCAAUGCCAUCGUGGACCCCAGUGGGAGCCUGGACCUGCUCACAGGAAACAGGAGCUUGGCCAGCUCUGCACAGCCGGGGCUGGGGAAGGGCCGUGUGGCUGCCCAGAGCCCACCCUCGCCCGCCUCAGCUGAGGCCCUGCUGCCGGCCCUGCCGCUGAGGAGUUUCCCACAGCGGGUCAGCUGUGGGCCUCCCAGCCUCCCGGACCCCACCUUCCUCCCUGAUGCCGAGAGGUUCCUGAUCUAGGCCCCGGACCUGGCCAGGCUGGCUUCCCUGUGCGUGUGCGUCUCUGCCUCCCGUCCGCCGCACGCCCGCCUGCCUGGCCGCAGGUGGUUCUCCCUGAAGACCCCCACAUGUGCCAUAUCCCCGUGGGCGGGUCCCUCCCACGCCCUUGCUCCCUCGUCAGCUCCCAGCCAGCGCCCUACUCACCCUGUCCAGCCCUGUGGCCACCCCCACCCCCGCCCCACCCCCUACAGGUCUCUGGCCCAGCUCCUGGCCAGGCUGCUGCCAAGGUCAAGCCCUCAAGGGCAUUACCCCACCUCCUCUUCAUCACUGUUAUUUUUGUCUUUAGCUUUAAAGGAAAGAGUCGUUGGUGCCAUUGCAGGUGCCCCCUCCAGGCCUGACUGGCUCCACCAGGCACUAACCUGCCAUACCCCUUUGUACUGGCCUGCGGCCAUGCAGAGGAAGAGAGGUCGACUGUGGGGUCAUUUGGUGCCAGACAUGGAGCUGGGGCAGGCUCACCUGUCCUGGGACUAUCUAAGAUGGCAGGGCACUUGCCCUGGUGGCUCCCACCUGGCCCCAGGCCUUUUAUAGGCAGGAGCCCCACUGCUUCCAGCCUUUGGUGCCAACACAGUUGCCAAACCCAUUGAGCUUGGGGCUGUCCCGUGGAGCCCUCCUGGGUGUGGACCAGGGGCUGGUUGAGAGCUGAGCCAUGCACACAGGUACAGAUACCCCCCCACUCCCAUGCACUCGGCUAGUCCAGGCGCCUCCAUGCUGCACCAUGAGGACUGUGGGGCAUGUCCCUGUGAGGGGCUAUGGGCCUCUGUACUUGGGCUUCCAAGGGCCUGGGCACAGCCGGGUGCGUGGCAGCCCUUCAGGCGGGGGUGAGUGCACAACCAAAGUGACUGGAAGCCGGGUUUCCGGAAGCUCACAGCUUGGCCUGCACUACACGCCCUCCCCUUUGGUUUCAUGCCAUCAGGCCUCAAGUGGGCAUGGGGGCAGGGACGGGCCCAGGAACUGUUGUUUUCUCAGGAUUCUUUCAGCUGGGAACAUGGCAGGUGAGCAGAGCUUGGCCUCUCUGCCGUGGCCCCUGCUGGGGCAGCCCGUGUUGCCAGAGCCUCUAAGCCAAAGAGCCCAUUGGCCGUAGUUGGUGGGGAUGGACGUGGGGGGUGUCCCACCUGGACCAGACUGGCGUAGGUGAGCUCCAUACCCCACCUGGCAUUGGUACGAGAGUCGGACCUGGACAGGGCCAGCUGCUGGGGGAGCGGCGCUGGGGGCUGGAGGCUGGAAGUGGGUGGUUUGUGUCCCCUGUUUACUUUUAGCUGAUCUGGGGUUGGGUGUACGGGUUCUGUGCCUCUGAGCCCUGCGGCCCACCUGAUGUUUACGUGUGGGGGGGGCGGGGGGGCAGGUGUCUCCCCCUGGUCCCCGCCCCAAGAGCCUGCUGUCUAUAUGGAGGAGGUGCUAGUCCGGCCCACCGGGCUGCUGCCCACCCCUGCAUGCCUCAGUUGCCCACCCCGCCUGCCCCUGGACAUGAAGUGGUCACUCUUCCUCCACGGCUCCUUCCCACCCCUCAGCAGUGGCAGUGCAAUGUUUUGAAUUCACAAGUUCCUGCUCCUCCCCAUGCUGAGCUCCUUUUUUCCUCCCCCUCCAGCCUUUGCCUGGGAAUGGUCCUUGUUUGCCAGGCUUCUCGGAGGGUUCACUGUACAUUCGUUCUCAGGUGGUCUUGUGGCUGUCUUUCGGAAAAUGGUUAUUUUAUAUGAUUUGUCAUGGAAUUUGUUCUAAUAAAUCAUUCUUCUAUCACAUGGCAGCACGCUGGA